UGAGUGCUCGGGAGCUGGCGCAGGGUGGAGGGCUGGGGGCUCGGCUUUCUGGCCAUUUCGGGGCCCCUUCUGAGGGGUCUGUGUCCUUCCGCGUACGUCAUCGGGAAGCUCUGUUUCCGAGGCCGGUUUCCUGGCGACCGGACCCCGCUCAGCUGGAGGCUGAGGGACUGACCAGCGGGCGGGCACCUGCAUCCUGCCAGGGAGCCAGAAGCUUAACUGAAAAUGAUACGUGUUAGAAGACAUGAAACAAGGAGAAACUCUAAAACCCAAGUGCCUGAACAAAAAUCUCGAAUUGAUUGGCGACGGACAAAAAGAAGUAAUAUUUGCCUGUUCCUUGAUAGUGACGAAGAGUUUGAUGGUGAUGAAGAAACUAGUAACGAUGGAAGUGUUGAUAGUGAUGAAGAGCUUGGUAGUAGUGAAGGGUCUGAGAGUAACCAAACACCAGAAAAUGAAACAAAGCUGAAAGUAGUUCAAAAUGAAAGAAAUGAUAUUGAACCUCUCCCUAACACUGACAACCAUUUAGCAGAUGAAGCAAGCCAACAUAGGAGUGUUGACCAAACAGAACUUGAAGGGCAUCCAUGUGAAGACAGCGACAAACUCAGCAAACACACCAGAGACGUGACAGAGGAAGAUUUCGAGGAGGAACAUAUCAAGCGAGGGAAAAGGAAAAGCAUUUCCUCUGUGAUGUAUGACUCUGAUGACAGCGAUGAUAGUGAUAUACUAGUUAGAAAAGUAGGGCUGAAACGCCCACGUAGAGUGGUUGAAGAUGAAUGUUCUAUAGAAAUGGGGCAAGAAAACCAUGAAAAAGGAAUAGCUGCUCAGAAACAACGAUUUCAGAAGCUGAAAGAACUCUCAAAACAACGAUCUCGACAGAGACACCAUAGUGGUAGAGAUUUUGAGGACUCAGAAAAGGAAUCUUGCUCAAGCACUGAUACAGAUGAUAAUGAUAAGGAAGACAGUUAUGAAUAUAAUGAAGAUGGAGAUGAUUAUAUAAUAGAUGACUUCGUAGUUCAAGAAGAGGAAGAUGAUGAAGAGAAUAAAAACCAGCCAGAAAAAGGAUUGACUCAAUCACAACUGGAAUUAAUAGAAUCGAAUAAUUUUUAUUCUUUUUGUGAUCGCCAUACUCACUUUGAAAGAGUUGUGAAGGCACUUCUGACCAAUGCUUUAGAUAAAAAUUUUCUGGAUACAUUGUAUGCUGACAAGCAACGAAAAUCAUAUGCAAAAUAUAUGUUGACCUCUCUUUGUUAUUUGGAUGACCGUCUUAUUCAACCUCGUCUAGAGAGUUUAUUUUCUAGAAGUCGUUGCAACGAACGAUAUAAGGAGCGGGUAGAAAAUUAUCCCUCUGUGAUUCUCCAGUGGAAGAGUCCGAAAAACCGUACGUGUGAGGCUUGUGGGCUGUAUCGCUGCUGUAGAUGCUUAGUGCAUUUAUCAGGAAAAUUGUAUAACAGCAGGAAUAUGAAAAUAGAUGAAUUCAUGUCCCAUGACAAGCAGGUGUUUACUGUGGGCAUAAUUUGUGCCAAUCGUACCAGAAUUUAUCAUCAGCUGAAACAUUUCAAGUUCACACUGUACCAGGAGUGUUGCUCCAUUGUAGAUACUGAAUAUUUUGAGGAUGAACAGGUGACAGAAACAGUGGAAAGAAUUUUCAGUCAAUUGGAAGAAAGUGGCUGGAUUAACAAUAAAUAUAAACAACUCGAAGAAUAUCUCAGUUCUGCUGAAAAUUUUCAAGAGGAGAAGUUUGACUAAUAACACAUUUCCUUCAGAGAAGAUUUUAUAAAUGGCUGUAAAUGUGAAGAUCAUGAAUCUUGUUUCUCUGUAUCAUGUGCCACUUAUAUAUUUUAUAUGUAUCUUCAUGAAAAAACAUCUUGUAUCAUGAAACUUCUCAGUCUAAUAAUGCUUUUAUCUGAUAUAAAUAGAAAAUAUAGACUUAAUAACUUCAAGUCCCUAAAUAUAUUUUAAGUCUAUAAAAUAAUGUCUUUAUAACCUAUUAUUAUCAAAUGAAUGAUCUCCUGUUCUUUCAGUUUAGUUAGUCUGCAUUUUAAGAAUAUAUUUGGUAUAUGUGAAUCCAUGCUGACCAUUUCCUGUCUGGUUCUAAGCGUUCCUU
Molecule: messenger RNA, 2101 nt
Organism: Ochotona curzoniae (black-lipped pika)
Lineage: Eukaryota; Metazoa; Chordata; Mammalia; Lagomorpha; Ochotonidae
Gene: CCDC82
Product: coiled-coil domain containing 82
Exons: 8
Coding region: 223-1743 (506 amino acids)
Cellular component (GO): nucleus
Source: RefSeq, a predicted model, not a curated record